GUCCAUCGUGCCCACAAGGAAGAAGACAGUCAGGAAGAUAACAAACACUUGGGACGAAUAUUCAAAGACAAGUUGGAUUAUUUAACUCUAAAACUGUGAGAGUGACAUACAAAAUAGACACGACAUGUGGAAGUCAGGUGUAGGACACAACAUCAAAUCAAAUGCCCCACCUGCAGAUGAAGAUGAUGAGUGGGAGACUGAUCCAGAUUUUGUUAAUGAUGUGAGUGAGGUUGACCAGAGAUGGGGGGCCAAGACAAUAGAAGGAUCAGGUCACCAAGCCUCUAUCAGAAUGGAAGAUCUAAGGAAAAAUGUUGCCAUUGAUGAUAAAAACAUCAAAAAAGAAGAGUUUGAAAAAGGACCCAAGUCAUCAUAUGGAUAUGGUGGCAAGUUUGGUGUACAGAAAGAUCGUAUGGACAAGGUUGCUGUGGGAAAUGAAUAUGUAGCUAGUUUAGAGAAGCACAGUAGUGUGGCUGAUACAGCAAAGGGCUUUGGUGGCAAGUUUGGAGUUCAGCAGGAUCGACUAGAUCAGUCAGCAGUAGGCUAUGAAUAUUCAGGGAAAACGGAGAAGCACGCAUCACAAACAGAUUAUUCCACUGGAUUCGGUGGCAAGUAUGGCGUACAGAAAGACCGCAAGGAUCAAACAGCUGUUGGAUAUGAACACAAGGAAGUAGUGGGCAAACAUGAGUCACAAACAGAUUACUCGAAAGGAUUUGGAGGGAAGUAUGGUGUUCAGAAGGAAAACAUGGAUAAAACAGCUGUUGGAUGGGACCAUCAGGAGAAGUUAGGAAAACAUGAGUCACAAACAGAUCAUUCCAAAGGAUUUGGCGGAAAAUUUGGAGUACAGAAAAAUAACAUGGACAAAUCGGCAGUAGGCUUCGAACAUCAGGAGAAAUUAGAGAAACAUGAGUCUCAAAAAGAUUAUGCUAAGGGCUUUGGAGGAAAGUAUGGAGUACAAAAGGAAAACAUGGACAAGUCGGCCGUUGGAUGGGACCACCAGGAAAAUCUGGAGAAACACGAAUCACAAAAAGAUUAUUCCAAAGGUUUUGGUGGUAAAUUUGGGGUACAGAAGGACAGACAGGAUGCCUCUGCAGCCAGUUAUGAACAAAUGGGCAAGACUGAUUUACAUGAGUCUCAGACAGAUAUGAAGAAGGGAUUUGGGGGAAAGUUUGGUGUAGAUACAGAAAACCAGGAUAAGUCUGCUGGAUCAUUUGAAGAUAUGGCUGGAGCAUCAACAUCCUACCAGAAAACAAGAGCAAGUGCAAGUUCUGAUGGAGCAAAGAAUUUGAGAAAUAGAUUUGAAAAUUUAGCAAAAUCAAAUGAAGAAGAAGCCAGAAAAAGAGCAGAAGAAGAAAAAGAAAGACGGAAAAGAAUUGAGGAGAAAGAAAGAGCAGAACAAAAACAACAGGAAGAGGAACGUCGUAAUAAGGAGCGUUGGGAGGCAGAACAACAGGAAGCUGAACCAGAACCUGAACCAGAACGAGAACAACCUGUACCUCAAGAAAGUGUUGUAAGUUAUGAACCGGAUGAUGAAUAUGGGGAUGUGGCAUAUAACCCUCAGACUGAACCUGAUCCUGAACCAAAUGUAGCAGAACAACCUUCUCAACCUAUUGAGGAGGACCAUUAUGAACAGUUUGAAGAUCGGCAACCCACAACAACAGGACAAGGUCCAUCAGCAGUGGCAUUGUAUGACUACCAAGCCACAGACGAUGAUGAAUUAACAUUUGACCCAGAGGAUAUCAUUACAAAUAUUGAAAUGAUUGAUGAUGGCUGGUGGAAAGGAGAGUGUCGUGGAAUAACAGGAUUGUUCCCUUCAAAUUAUGUGGAGUUACAGAAAUAGACUUACUGUGCCUUUUGUAACCAUAAGAACAAUUUAUCAGAUAUGUUUAUACAUAUAAACACAGUAAAUGUUCUAUCCAUCUUGUCAAAAUGUUUUUUAAUAAUAUGUUUACAACUGCUUGUGCUUGACAAAAUCAAUGAAGAUGUGCUACACACAGUUUUACAUAACUGUAUUCCAUCAUUGUGGACCAUCAAAUUAAAAAAAAAGUAAAAAAAUCAGUUAUUCAAUGGCAUACUCCCUAAAAGUAUGUAAAUAAGAAGGAUUUUACAAAUAUGUACAAUUAAAAAUUGAAUAUUAAUCCUGAUUCAAAGUCUACAUGUCAUGUUUUUCUGAAAUCUGAUACACUGUUUACAGGUGAUUUCAUAAAAUUCUUUCACACCUUUUUAUUUUUUGCCAGGCACUCUGAUUAACGAGUAAGAAUGAAUCCAUGUCACCUGUGUGUGUAUUGCUUUCUUUCUCUUCACAGUCAUUGGUAUAUCAUUAAAUUCAUAUUGUAAUGUAAAAUAAUUGCUUCAUUUCUGAUAUGAACAUUGCCAUACUGUUGAAAAAUCUGCCAUUGGUUAAAUUUGAUGAAAUUCCUUGUUUAUAUCAUUUAUUUUAUUAACAAUAAAUAUCAAUGAAAUCAGAUAACAUCAUUCUUGUAUAUUUUCUCAAAAAUACUUUGUCAAGCGCUAUUGUUACUUAAUCCUUCAGUAUUUCUUUAUUUCCUGUAUGAACAGAAGCUUUUUCAUUCACCCCUUUCAUUAGUUUGAUUGGUUGAAAUCCUUAACACCUGUCCUCAUGAUAUGACCUUUGUUGUUACGAGGACAUCAAAUGCUUACCAGUAAAACAAACAAAUCCUUAUCUACAGAGUGUUAAGCAUGUAAUUUAAAUAUUGGUCCCCAUGUGUUUCCUUGUAACAAACAUUAAUUUACAUAAUGCUUGAAUUUCGACAUAUGGUUAACUUUUAAACUAAUAUAUAUACCUGAACUUUUGUGGUGUUAAGAUAUACAUUUGUCCUAAUGGAAUCUUGCUAGGUAAAAUUGUCUUCUGAUUUUAAAAUUGGGAUGCAUAUAAGUCACAUUCUUGUGUGUGUGUGUUUUUUUUUUUAUUUUUUUUUUAAUCCUGAUAUAAUAUUAAAAAGUCAUGUUAUGACAAAACAUGCUAAACACAGGAAAGUAAAGUGUCCAUCAGUCGAUCCUUGUGAUAGAUAGUGUAUAUUAAAUAUCAAAUUGUCUUUUACCUGUUAUUUCUGUAAAAAAUACUCAACAUAUCUAAAAUAUGAUUACAAACCACAUUAAAAUAUGUUAAGAUCAUCAUUCCAGAGCUAUUAGAUUUUUUACACAUGUUAAAUAAUUAAUGAAAUUACUGAUAGCUCCAACCAAUCAGAAGAGUGCAUUCUAUUCACUGCAUUGAAAAAAAAUCAGAUUAUUACUAUUGGGAUUGAGAUGAAGAGUACGUAGAAGUUGUUUUGAUACAGUUUAGCAGUAUAGGCUAGAAUUUUAUUUAGAGACACAAUUUACAACAGUUUAAGUAGCAAGUCUUUUCAGACAACUGUAAAAAUGGCAGAGAUGCAUUGAAGAGUCCUAUCAAAAUAACAGUCUUAUUGUCAGGCAUAGCAUCAUUAGAAUACAGUGUCAAAGAAUCAACAGCACAUUUCCACUCGUGAUACAGUAAUGUACUUUAAAGUUUAUCUGAAAAUUAUGAAUGCAGGUAAAUUCUACCAUAGAAGUGAAGAAUUUAUGUUAAUGAUUAAGUGGAAAUCUUUAAUUUCUCUCUAGGUGAAUAUGUGAUAGUUUUGUGUGUAUACAUACAUGGAGAUAUGUUUGCAAUGAAUGCCAUUGACCAAUAUGCUAUUUCAAGAUUAUGCAAUGUGACAUCAUGUUCAAAGUCACCUUGAAAAAUUAGAAAUAGAACAAAAGUAUUGAAACUUACUUGGACUAGUACACCAACCCUUUUCUUUUGUUAUGAGCAAGCGUAUGCAUUCUUUAAAAAAUGUGAAUUAAAGCUGUGUUUGAACUGUAAACAGUUUUUGGUGUAUCUUGACCAAUUUACAUACAAAAACACUAUGUUUUCUCCAGCGUUCUUCUUAUUUUUUUCCAUUUUUCUUUUUUUAAAUCAUUCUUCAUAUAACUAAAACUUUUCCUUGACAAACUCUGCUUUUUCUAUAUUUUUAUUACAUGAAUGAAGAUGGGAGAAAAAAAUUAGCUCACUUAAUAUAAAGAAUAAGAUUUGCAGGUAAUACAACUUAAUCCUCAUCAAGAACACUUUAAUAUGAAAAUACCUGAAGGCUUCAUGUUACAUAGUCUGUUUAUCCUAUCUUUUUAAAUAUUUGUCGGAUCUAUCUUGCAGAUGUUUUCAAAAUAGAAGUAGGAAUGAUAACACCACAUAAUACCAUAAGCUAUAAAACAGUAGGUUAUAUACAUAUUGAAGAACAUUGGAAUUUACUUGAAAUCUUCCCAAUGAAUAUAACAUUCCAGAUAUCUUUUAUAGAUGUGUAUUAUGUAUGUAUUUAUAUCAGUUUUAGUACCUAUUUACUGGUAUUACAGAAAAUAUAUCUAAAAUUUUAAAAAUAACGAACAACCUUGUAUAGUGAAAGAGCAAGCUCUAUGAAGUCUGUAUAUUUUUUUUUUAUAUCAGUGAACACGUGCUGGUUUUAGAUUGGGUAAUGCUGCUUUGGCAACAUUGUGUGUUUAGAUAUAUAUUACUGCAACAAACACAACCUCCAGUGAGAGACAACCUUCUUUGACUACUGUUUUGAGAGUAAUCUCCCCUUAAUUACAACAUUUUGAAUUCUUCAAUAUUUGUAAAUGGUGUACAAGUAUUGUGCUUAUGACAAAAUAGAGCUAAGAAAGAUACCUUAAGUGAGAUGAGGACAAGGUUAACUUAUUCAAUAUAAAUAUAUAACCAGAUUGGAUGUAAAAGAAUUGAAGUCACAUUAUAAAAAAAAUAUAUUGUAACUGCUGUUUCUGAAAAUAUUGAUAUAGACUCUAACUAACAUCAGAAUGAUUAUGAGCCAAUGAGCGAGAUAUAGGAAAAUUUGUGUUAUUUAUAUAUAAUGCAUAUGUAUGUACAAGUGAUAUAAAUGUACAAGUAUAUAGUUUUAUACAUUUUGUGGUAUAAACAUUUAACUUUUUCUGAAUUGUAACCGUUAUCAUUUUUCAUUCAAUGAAAAGUAAUUAAACAUGAUGAUCAGGUGAUUUGUGAUAUGCCCCAGAGAGUUGUGUGAACUGAUUCUGAUGAGCGUAUGUGUUAAUUGAAACAUCAGCAUGAAAGUUUUUUUUUAUCUUUAUAUAUAUAUAUAUAUAUGUAGGUAUUGACUACCUACAUGGAACUAUGUAUAAAAUGUGUCAACCCAACAAUUAUCUUAUCAUUAUGAUUAAUAUUGGACAGUGUAAGACAACUACGAUAUUUGUAUUAUGCAAACUUCAGAAAAAUGAAAUAUCAUUAAAAUAUCAAAUUGAUAACAUA
This is a messenger RNA of Ylistrum balloti, 5287 nucleotides long. Its product is annotated as src substrate protein p85-like. Gene Ontology annotation, biological process: regulation of actin filament polymerization. The transcript has 16 exons. Gene Ontology annotation, molecular function: actin filament binding. The coding region runs from base 125 to 1837 and encodes 570 amino acids. The record is from RefSeq and is a predicted model, not a curated record. NCBI's taxonomy places the organism in Eukaryota, Metazoa, Mollusca, Bivalvia, Pectinida, Pectinidae. Gene Ontology annotation, cellular component: plasma membrane; actin filament; cortical actin cytoskeleton.